This is a messenger RNA of Schizosaccharomyces cryophilus OY26, 3941 nucleotides long. RefSeq names its product MFS family membrane transporter. Gene Ontology annotation, biological process: transmembrane transport. The coding region runs from base 2430 to 3881 and encodes 483 amino acids. Gene Ontology annotation, molecular function: transmembrane transporter activity. The transcript has a single exon. The record is from RefSeq and is a predicted model, not a curated record. NCBI's taxonomy places the organism in Eukaryota, Fungi, Ascomycota, Schizosaccharomycetes, Schizosaccharomycetales, Schizosaccharomycetaceae.
UUUCAGAAUAAAAAAGGCUAAAGAUUUAUACAACUAAAUAUUUUGAAUUAGUAUUAAAUAUAACAGUAACUAAAAAUGAUAACAAGAAAAAACAAGCUUUUUAGCUCAUUACAGACUGAAGCUUACUGAUCCCCUUUUUAAUACCUGGACAUAACAAGGUAUCUAUCCGAUGAUUAAGAAUUACGAAAACGAAGGGUAACAUCCGGCUUAUCUUAGCAGAACAGCUACGGAAAAAGAACCCACUCAUUUUCACUCUUACCCAAAAGGAACACUCUUCAUUUGGCAAUGCUGUGAACAAACAAAUGCGGGUAGUGUUGGUGGCGCUACUCACCCCUUUGUGUUUUGAAUCUGCGAUUGUUAUCGCGCUUAUAUUGCCGACACAACUUAAACCGUAAUAAGGUUAUGCGAUGCGGAAAGAAUAUCGACAGAAUUUGUUAUUUUUAUACGAGAACUCUUUUGAAUACUUAAAACAUAAAUAAUUGGAAAUAUUAAAGAACUAUUAAACCACAAUUGAACGAUCUUUCAUGUAUUUGAUCAAGACAUAAACAUUUUAACCCCGCUCGAGUCAUAUAGAUGACGUUGGUAGUUUCUUCCUUAAAAUGCAUAUAUUGGCAGGUUCUCCUCCUUUUGAUCAUUUCUGACUGCACUAUUUUGAACGAUUGGUGUUUAUGGAACAAAUGAUACAUAAAAAAAAUCGUCAUAUGAGACGAAUCGACUAAACGUCUUCUUAUUUUAUGUUCCUUACGGCCUCAGUUAUGAGAAGUGUACGAUUGUUUGUUCGCCAAAAAUGAUUGAUUUGCUUAUCACCCGAGUGUACAUUCACAAGAUGGAAUUUUUCUUAUAGUUACUAUUUGUUUUUCUUUUCAGUAGGAAGGUUAAACGAUGCUUCCAUAUUAAUCGGUUGUAGGAUGGGUGCGUAGCAAAUGUAGUCUGCAAUGAUAUUAUUUGCGAGUUUCAUAUCGUCACGGGAAAAUACUCCGUAUAGUAUGAGUGGAAUACAAUUGUAAUUGCUUUAAAUGUCAAUAACUAAUCCUUGCUGAUUGUUUAAUCUUUCCUGUUUUCUCAGUUUGUUUGUUUAUUAACGUUGAUGUACAGUGAUGUACUCCAUAGCAUAAUUUUUGCCAAAUGGUUUAUAAUAAUAUUAGGGAUUGUUCUGACACAUAUAUGGUUGACCGUUACCGUUAUGGCUUUGAGAUUUUCUAAAGCUUUUUCUUUUCGUUAUAUACUUAUACUUAUUUUCUCUUUUUCGUUUCCUUUCUUUUCUUUAACUUUUCUUUUUUUUUAAUAAAAGCUUGAUGAAAUUUGGAAAUAACGCACUGUUUAUCAGCUGCUGCAUUCUUUUACUAACAAGCAUUCAUGAAAUGAAUGUUUCUAAUUUGAUUUGAUACAAAAAAAAAACGGAAUGAUUGAGAGAAACUAACGAGUUUAUGUAUCGAAAAAAAGGGACCCCUUUUCUUUUUCUGUCUAAAACCACAAUAGCCUCAUCUAUUCGUGACGAUAUGUGUUGAAUCUUUCAAAGACAGAAAAGAUAAUUUGAAUGAACAAAAUUUUCUGAUGAUCCAUUGCUUGUAAAUUCUUUUCCAAAGCUCGAACGACAGGGAGAAAAGUUUGAAAGUGUCUGAGGGUAAUGCCAACAGUGGAUGAGCCCAACCAAUUCCAGAAAAGCCAAUCCUCUAAGGAAAUGUUACAAAUACAUCGGUAAGACAGUAACUUCGAUAUGCACCAAUGUAUACUUGGGUCCAUGCAUCACCUUCAUCAGUGAAGAUUUGGUAGAAUCCGCGAAAUAUAUUCUUGCUCUAUUUUUGUUCUAUAUCGCAUCGCUUGGACAGUUUUACCUGGUUGAACGCCAGGAAUAGAAGUAGUGAAACAAGCAUCGGCCAAAUUACCAGCACCGUCCCUCACUUGAUAAAAAACGUUAAUAAGCCAAUUCAAGAUCUUCUUCGUUUCUAUUUUUCCAACUGUGUAUGUUGGCAGUCCGUCAUAGUUUUCAAGAGUUCUACCUGGAAAUGAGUAAGCACAACCAGGAUGCAUUACUGAAUGACCUUGAAAGCAUCAAGGCAUGAUAAAAGAUUUUUUCAACACGAAGGAUCUUGUAAACUGAAUGGAAUAUAUAAGAAUCAAAGGUAUUGUCAACGUUAUAUACUCUAUAGUAUAUGCUUGCGACAGCAUCCGCGGAGAAAGCUCCGCGGAACUAUUAUCAUGGUAUCAAAAAAUUCAAUGUAUAAAAGAUGAUGAUUCAUGCUCUCAUUACAAGGUUCUUCUUCUUAAGUUUGUGAAACUAGAUACCAGCUAAUUGUUCCCUAUUAUUUGUAGGAUCAUUUGCAAAUAUUUAUUGUCUCUAAAGACGAAAGGUAAAAACAAGGGUUGGCGUAUAUGAAACAAGUCAAAUUUACAUAUUUUGCAUUACAAAUCAUAUCUCUUCAAUUCUUAUGUUAAAGGAAGUCUCAUCCUUUCAUUCGGACGAACCUAUUUACAAUGCACGCGCUCUCUCGAAUUUGCAAAGUUGGGAUCCAUACAAACCAAAAGAAUGGCCGUUGAAAAUCAAGGUUAGGAAUGUAAUUGUUAUUUCUACAAUGACUUUUCUUAAUCAAUAUGGAUCAAGCGUUUUUGCACCCAGUAUCCCAAGAAUUGCGGAGCAGUUUCAGUCUUCGAAGACUGUUGUUACUCUUGGUGCAACCCUUUAUAGUUUUGGAAUCUUGUUUGGGACAUUAGUUUGCGCACCACUUAGCGAACAGUUUGGCAGAAGGCCGGUCUAUUUAGUAGGGUAUUCCAUUUUCGCAUUAUUACAAAUUCCUAUAGCGUUGUCGGUUAACUUGGAGAUGUUUUUGAUUUUUCGAUUUUUUUCUGGGGUUUUUGGCUCGGUUGGCAUUUCCAAUGGAUCGGGCACUCUUGCGGACCUUUUUGAAAAAAAAGAUCGAGGAAAAUAUAUGAUCGUUUACUUUACUCUCCUUUCAUUGGGACCCGGCAUCGCGCCAAUUAUAUCCGGAUUUAUUACUCAAAGCUCUAUUGGUUGGCGUUGGGAGUUUUGGAUUUUGUUAAUCCUUUCAGGUGUAUUAGUGUUAUCUGCUUUUCUUUUGUUAAAAGAGACUUACCCACCAAUACUCAAUCGAGAAAAGCUUGAAAAGACUGGUCAUAUUGGAGAAAAUGAACCAGUCGCUAAACGCUUCACUGGUACUGAACUCUUAAAAAGGUGGCUUGUAUUAUUAAGUAUGAAGAAGCCGCUCCAUAUGCUUAUAACGCAACCAAUUCUGAUUUGUGUUGCUUUCACAAUAGGCACCAUUUUUGGGAUACUAAACUUGGUGCUCAUGGCUUUUUCUCAAGCCUGGGAACUAUUAUACAACUUCAGCGUUGGUAUUAGUGGACUCAUGUAUAUUUCCAUAACUCUAGGUCUUUUAAUGGCUGUUUUUAUAGCCUUACCUUUAAAUCAAAAAUUCUACGUCCAUUUACUAAACCAGAAUCAUGGUGAAAGUGAGCCCGAAUUCCGGCUUCCCAUGAGUAUUCUUGGAUGCCUUCUUUUCGAAAUUGGUAUUGUGGUUUUUGGUUGGACUGCAGAGUACAGAGUAUUCUGGUUUGUGCCCUUGAUAGGUUCAACAAUACUUGGUGCUGGAUACAUUAUGACUUCAAAUCCUUUAAACAUGUAUGUCGUGGAUGCUUAUGGAAUUUAUUCCGCUAGCGCAUCAGCAGCAGUGAAAGUCUUACAACUCACCUGUGGUGCCAUAUUUCCUUUGUUUGCACAAUCUUUAUACCUUCGACUUGGAUAUGGAUGGGGCUGUACUCUACUUGCUUUUAUUUUAUUAUUUUGUACUGUAAGUCUUCCACUUUUGUUUUUUUACGGAAAGAGGGUCCGCAAUUUGGAAGCUUUCGACCCAGCUAAAUAUUAAAAGCUAUUUUCCUAACAAUCAGUAUAUAUUUGCCAUGACUAAAUUAAUCUGAUGAUGAAC